AUGAAAGUCACGCUUUCCCAGUACACGCGUGAACUCUCUUUGCUUUCCAAUAUCAAAACCCAACGUUCUAAAAUGAACCCUCCCUUCAUAAGUACAAAAACCCACAUACAUACCCAAGUGAAAGAAGCUCGCUCUCUCUCUCUCUCUCUCUCUAAAUUUGUUGUAGUGAGCUCUUGUUACCUUCACAUACUUGAACUAUGUCCAUGGUGGAGGUGAGAGUUCCAAACCUGGAUUGCGAGGGAUGUGCUGCUAAACUUAGAAAAUCUAUUUCUAAGCUCAAAGGAGUGGAAGAGAUAGAAAUAGACAUGGAGACACAAAAGAUAACGGUGAGAGGCUACGCCAUAGAGGAAAAGAAGGUGCUCAAAUCGAUCAAGCGUGCAAGCAAAGCAGCCAAGCCAUGGCCAUACCCAAGAGGCUACUCUCAUUUCACUUCAUUUUACAAGUACCCUUCUUACGUUGUCAACCACUACUAUCAUGACACAUUCAAAAUUGUCUCUCCGGACAAUAUCCAUAGUUUCUUCCACACUCCUGCAGUUUACUCGGUUGCAGUUGUAUCAGAUGAAGUUGUUGCUUCGCUUUUUAGUGAUGAAAAUCCUCAUGCAUGUACUAUCAUGUAAUCUUGCAGUUUUUUUUUUUUUUUUUUAAUUCCCUUAUCUUGUGAUGUAUGUUUAGGUCAUGUAAUUUAGUUGUUUGUUAACUCUAUAUUUGCAUUUUGUACGAGUUUUUUUGAAAUUUUUCCCAUCCAUGAAUUAAUUCACAAGAAGCAGAGUUUGAGUUUUCGAGAGGAUUCUUAUUUUUAUUUUUAAAGAGUCUAUUUUCAUAACUCUGAAUACAAGCUUUUAUUGCAACAAAAAAUCCAAAAUAUAGUAACUUUAGCUACAAGGUCAACAACCUCAUGCUCAUGGCUAACUCUGGGUGAGGGAAG
This is a messenger RNA of Camellia sinensis, 925 nucleotides long. The record is from RefSeq and is a predicted model, not a curated record. Lineage: Eukaryota; Viridiplantae; Streptophyta; Magnoliopsida; Ericales; Theaceae.